UGCUCUGGACUUCUCUGGCUCCCCCAAAUGCUGGGGACCAGCAUUUGGGACCAGCUACCCCUGGGCUGAAGGAAACGAGUGAGGAACCACCUGGGGAGAACACUUCAGGACUGAAGGCUUGAAAAGGCCUUGGGUCCUAUCGCCUACUGAGAGCCUGGGUUUCCGCCCAGCCCUGGGACAAGAGGUAUGGACCAGGCCGCAGUAAAAAUGCCCGCCGCCUGAGCUUCAGACCAUGUAUUCGUACAGCUGCCUGGAUUCCAAGGAGGGCGUCUGGCCUCCGCUGCAGCCCCUCACCUACACCUACCCGCCCAGCCCUCUGCUGCUGCCCCCCAUCCACGCCCAUAGCUUCUACAGCUGGCCCCCAAGCCUGAGCGUAGGCGAGUGGCCGGCUCCGCGGGAAUACCACUGCUUCCACGGCCCAGGCGCGCCCCUGGCGGCCGCGCUGCCCUCGUGGGCCUUCCAGCAGGCCUACGCCGCGGCCCUGCUCCCGUCUUUCCCGGCGCCCGGCUACCUGGGGCCAUCUCUACAAGGGCCCGCAGGGGAGGAGACGGCGGCUGCCCAGCGCUGGGCGCAGUGGCCCGAAGGGGGCUGCCUGCAAGCCAAACUGCGUUGGGGCCGCGUGGAACGCGCGCUGGGCCCGCGCCUAGAGUUGCCGGAUGUGGUGCUCCGGGAACUCCGGCGCGUGUACGGCACGUACCCGCGCACCGACGUGCGCGUCACCUACCGCGGCGGCCAGUUCCUGCUUCAGGCCACGCCGCGCGUCCCCGAGCCCGAGUACCGUGUGCAGAGGCGCGUGCUGCAGCCGCCCGCCAGCAGCGACAGCGCUGACAGCAGCCCCGCCGCGGAAGUGGCAGAGCGUGGACGCGGGAGGACGAGGAAAGGCCGGAGCUGAGGACGCCGCGGGGCCCGGCGGCCGGCCCGCCUGCACGCCGCCCACCUGCUGCACUUCCCUGAUUUCUCUCACGAUAUUGCUGGAUAGCGGGGGAAGGGCGAGAAGAGAUCCAGAACAUCUCGGGGUGGAUGUCCUGUUUCUCUUCCCUUCCACCCGGACUUGGGAAACCUGGGUGUGGGGCGGAAGAAGGGCGUGGACCCUUUGUUUCGUCUCUCCCUCCUCCUCCCUAUCUUAGAAUCCUGCCCUGCGCCAGGCCCCCACUUUCCUUUCCCCCUCCUCCGCCUAACACAGCUCCCCGAAUUGCCCAAGUUCCUACCCAAGCUGAGGGCCCACCUAUCCGCAGGUUGUAGUGAAAAGUAAAUAAAUGAAUGAAGUUAAGUGCA
Lutra lutra (Eurasian river otter) is the source of this 1275-nucleotide messenger RNA. It is a transcript of the gene C14H10orf95, whose product is annotated as chromosome 14 C10orf95 homolog. The transcript is spliced from 3 exons. The record is from RefSeq and is a predicted model, not a curated record. Lineage: Eukaryota; Metazoa; Chordata; Mammalia; Carnivora; Mustelidae. Bases 233 to 892 code for a protein of 219 amino acids.